This is a messenger RNA of Enhydra lutris kenyoni (northern sea otter), 2228 nucleotides long. RefSeq names its product myosin light chain 9. The coding region runs from base 84 to 440 and encodes 118 amino acids. The record is from RefSeq and is a predicted model, not a curated record. Gene Ontology annotation, cellular component: stress fiber; cytoplasm; myofibril. The transcript is spliced from 3 exons. Gene Ontology annotation, molecular function: calcium ion binding. NCBI's taxonomy places the organism in Eukaryota, Metazoa, Chordata, Mammalia, Carnivora, Mustelidae. Gene Ontology annotation, biological process: myofibril assembly; platelet aggregation.
ACAGUCCGCCGCCCCGCACCGGCUCCGCACAUCGAGAGAGCUCCUUCUCCACACCAGGGAAGCCCCACCCACCUGAAGCCAAGAUGUCCAGUAAGCGGGCCAAGGCCAAAACCACCAAGAAGCGGCCACAGAGGGCCACAUCGAAUGUCUUCGCGAUGUUUGACCAGUCCCAGAUCCAAGAGUUUAAGGAGGCCUUCAACAUGAUCGACCAAAACCGAGAUGGCUUCAUCGACAAGGAAGACUUGCAUGACAUGCUGGCCUCACUGGGUUUUAUCCACGAGGACCACCUUCGGGAGCUACUCACCACCAUGGGAGACCGCUUCACAGAUGAAGAAGUGGACGAGAUGUACCGAGAGGCACCCAUUGAUAAGAAAGGCAACUUCAACUACGUGGAGUUUACCCGCAUCCUCAAGCAUGGGGCCAAGGACAAGGACGAUUAGGUCACCCCAGCCCCCCAGCCCCAGGCCCCUGUUCCACUCUCCUGCUCCCCACACUCACUAUGCUCCAUGCCCGUGACCCCACAGGAUUUUCUCAGGGGAUCCUCCCUCUGAGGGGCUAGGGGCCCAGCUCCCUGUGGAGGAACAGGCUGAGAGUGCACAGUGCCAGGCAAGGGGUGCAAAGCCAAUGUGAGACAGGUGUUCCACCAUGACCUCCCACCACCCCAAGAGAGGACUGUCUUCUCAGGAGCUUGGCCUCAUGGCUGCUCACCACAGGACAGGCCCUGUGUCCUGUUGGACCCAAGUUCACGUGCACCCCCACACAGGGAAUGACCACUCUUUCCCAGCCACUGCCACUGCCACAAAGCUCACCAAGGUCCCUUCUCAGGACAGGAUGCCAGACCCCUCCUCUGUGCCCUGCCCAGCCACUCCACCAGGAGUAUAAUCCAGAAGACGCAUGUAGGCUGGAAAUUGGACCCAGGGGAGGCAGAGUCUCCAAUAGAAGUCUGAGCACUGCUUUGGGUCUGUGUGUCUGUUGCUGGGGUGAAAUAGAGGAGCUUCUAGUCCCUAAAGAACCUCCUGCCCUCUCCUAUCCCUAGUGGCUGCCCAGACCCCUCCCCCACUCCCAGCUGGGGUAAGGCUCCCCUGAGACCAGACUAGGAGUGUGGACGGGGGCAGACAUAAGUGCUGCAGAAAACAAUCCUGGGGGAAAGAGAGGCCCAAGUGGGGAGGACCCUCAGGAAUCACCACAGUGUAUCUCUGUGGAGUGGUUCUGUGGCACCAGGAAGACCAGGGUCAGGUCACCCAGCCUUUAGGAUUAGAGCCUGGAUCUCCAGGGACACCUCAAUGCUCCUGGAAAGCCAGGUGAUCUUGGAAGAACAGGGAGGCUUUGGGAACAGGGAGGUAGGUGCCUCCCAGAAGCUCUGGCUAAAGGUGGGACCAGCUGAAGGUGGGACCGACGGGUUUAAGGGAUUCCCUGAGAUCAGCUCCAGGCAGCCACCAUGUGUGGCCUGGGCUGUGCCCUCUGCCCCUGCAGGGUCAGUUCAACUAUAUGACCAGUUUUCACACUGCACACAAGGUGGGCAGGGCUGGGAUCUCUGUCCCCAUCAUUCGUGUGUAACAAUGACCACAGCGCCUGAGGCACAAGAAGAACAGAAAUAUUGGUUCAAUGAACAGAUAGCCAAGAGGGGCAGGGACUAGCUGAAGUCACCCAGUGGAUCUGGGGCAGAGGGAGGGCUAGAUCCCAGCCUCUAGAUCCCCCACAGGGCUCGGACCUGAGCUACAAACAUCCCACCAGACCCCAACAAAGGUUGGGGAGCAGCUGCUGGGCCCGGUGCGAUCCUGACGCCUUCCCUAAAGUCACCCAUAGCCAGUCAACCACAGCACAAAGCAGAGGUCUGAGAUCAGAACCAAGGGAGUGCUGAGCACUAAGUGGACUGUGGACUGUGUCUUGGACAAGGAGGGUCUAACUACCACAAGCCUCUCCCCACAUCAGCUCCAGGCCCUGGCCAGAAGCCCAUGAAACAUCCCCUCUCUUGCCUCCAGAUGGAGCCCCACGAGUCCCUGAUCUCCACUCCAGGUGAAGCCAGCCCCAAACGUGUCCUGACCAGGCUCAAAUACUGAGGCAGACUAGUCUGACCAUGCCCUCAACCCCCGCCCCAGAUAGAGGGCCACUCACUGCAGCCAGUCCGAAGGGAGGGACCAGGGAGUAGGGCAGACUCUGGGCGUCCUCUGAGGACCCCCAGAGCGCUAGCCACAUAUGUUCCUUUUCUUAAGAUUUUAUUUCUUAAU